AUGUCUGUCGGAGCCAUCGACCCCGCCCAUGGAGCGCAGCUCGCCUCCGUGUCCCCUGCACUGGCAUCCGACCAGCCCGGUGUCGCAGGAGCCAACGGCCCUCCAACCGGAGGACAGUCCAUGAACGGCUCGGACGUCAACAGAGCAGCACGGUACUUCAUCUUCACGACAUGGACUACAGAAAGCCUCCACGCGAGCCGUCUCACCGGCAAAUGGCGCUUCCCGGCCGCUGACGGCCCCGAGCCCGCCGUCCCGGACGGAAUGCUGCAAGCCGCGGACGCUCUCCGCGCUGCCCGGCUGCGGAACAGGCUGGCGCGGGCGCUCGACGUCGGGACCGAAGUAUUUGCGCUAUUCCUCGACCGAAAUUCGCGACAGCUCCAUGGGUGUGCCCGGAUCACAGGUGUGCAUCCGCGGUCCUCUCUGGCUAGCGGGGCCGUGGCAGAGCCAUGCAGCCACGCCUCGGGAUUGCGCAGCACCAUUCAGGCAGCGACGCGGCGGAUAGAAGGCGCAUCCGCCGCCGGCCCUUCUCACGCUCCGGAGCUAUACUGUUCUCUGGAUUCCGAGCAAAAGCCAAAGAUGGUACGAAAGCUGAUGGAAUUCGACUCCGAGACGCCAACGGUGCCCGGGCCGCGCUCCACAAGCCCCACGGACCGCGUCGAAGAGCCCGUAUGGUCACGAAUAACCAUGAUUCUGGACCUGCAGUGGAUCACCACCCACGGGCAACGACUGCCCCUGCGCGAAGUCGCCUCCCUCCACGACCUCUGGCCCGGGGACCCCGAGCUGCCACUGCGCAAGGCGUACGACGGGCAGCAGCUCCCGCCCGCUGUCGGCGCAGCGUUUCUCGAUGCAUGGGCUCGCCAUCACCCUGCUCCGAAGAUAGACGAGGCUGGCGACCAGUCUGUCCAGGUACAACGGUUUCCGAAUGCGGCCGCUGGCCCCAAUCCCAGCCCAUGGGUCCUCCGGGCCUCGAACCUCCCGGGCGACACAACGCUGGCUGAGAUGCACAGUUCUUUCAUGCCGCAGCCCGGGCCGGCGGCGCUCUCAAUGACCCUCCUGCCCAUGUCUCCGCAUUCUGCACUGGUCUACUACAACUCCGAAGCCGAGAUGCACGCAGCCCUCGCGCAGCAUAAUCGUGCUCAGCCUCGUUUGCGCCCAGAAGACCCUUCCCCGCAGUCGCUGACCGAUCCAGAGGGGAAUAUUCGUUAG
Molecule: messenger RNA, 1206 nt
Organism: Mycena indigotica
Lineage: Eukaryota; Fungi; Basidiomycota; Agaricomycetes; Agaricales; Mycenaceae
Exons: 4
Coding region: 1-1206 (401 amino acids)
Source: RefSeq, a predicted model, not a curated record